UCAUGUCUGUUCCCUUCCCACAGAUGACGGAGGGCCGGCUGUGCCAGGUGCACCUCCUGGACGACAGGAAGCUGGAGCUGCUGGUCCAGCCGAAGCUCUUGUCCCGGGAUCUGUUAGAUUUGGUGUCCUCACACUUUAACCUGAAGGAGAAGGAGUAUUUUGGACUAUUCUUCAUCGAUGACACUGGUCAGCAUAACUGGCUCCAGCUGGAUCGCAGGGUGCUGGAUCAUGACUUCACUAAAAAGACUGGUCCACUGGAGCUCAAAUUCCUGGUCAGGUUUUAUAUUGAGAAGAUAACAUUCUUGAAAGAGAAUACAACAGUGGAGCUGUUUUUCCUAAAUGCCAAAUCGUCAGUCUUUAAUGAGAUCAUCGAAGUGGAGAGUGAAAACGUUUUCAAAUUAGCUGCUUACGCGUUGCAGGAAGCUAAAGGAGACUACACAAAUGUUGAAAGCUCCAGAUCGGACCUGAAUAAGCUACCAGUUCUACCCACCAGAGUCCUGAGAGAGCACCCCUCCCUGGUUUACUGUGAAGACCGAGUGAUCGAGCACUACGAGAACCUGAAGGGCCUCAGCAGAGGGCAAGCCAUUGUGCAGUAUUUGGCCUUAGUGGAGUCCCUCCCUACAUAUGGAGUCCAUUAUUAUCCAGUAAAGGACAAGCAGGGCCUACCGUGGUGGCUGGGAGUCAGCUAUAAAGGCAUCGGACAGUACGAUUUACAGGACAAGUUGAAACCUCGGAAGUUGUUUCAGUGGAAGCAGCUCGAUAAUUUGUAUUUCCGUGAGAAGAAAUUUGCAGUUGAGGUGAACGACCCUCACAGAAGGACAGUGUCCAGGCGUACGUUUGGGCAGACAGGAUCGGUCAUCCACUCGUGGUAUGCCAGCCACUCUCUGAUUAAGACCAUCUGGGUGAUGGCCAUCAGUCAGCACCAGUUCUAUUUGGACAGGAAGCAGAGCAAAUCCAAAGUUACCACGGCCAGAAGUUUGGGUGACAUCACCAUGGACCUGACGGAGAUCAGAGCGCCCAGGAUCAGUAAGCUGUCCAGCAUAGAGAGUAAAGACCAGCUCAUCAUGGCCAGCAACGGAUCCCUCAUCUCAGCAGGAUCAGCAGACUCGGAGGUGAGCGAGGAACAGAAGAAGGAGAAUAUUGCUGACCUGAAGAAGAAACAGAAGGAUCUGCAGGAGACUCUAUCUCAGAAACUGGAGGAGCUCAAGAAGAUAUGCCUGCGAGAAGCUGAGCUGACAGGCAGGCUGCCUAAAGAGUACCCUCUGGCCUCGGGUGAGAAGCCCCCCAUGGUCCGUCGCCGCAUGGGGACAGCCUUCAAACUGGACGACCUCUUCCCCUAUGACGCGGAUCCCCACCUGAGGAACCUGGAGAGCAGGUUUGCCCUACAGCAGAAGAUCGUGGAGGCGGCAAAGAAACUGGCCAACGAGGCUGAGCUCUGUAAGACUGUGAAGAAGAAGAGGAGGAGGAACUGCCUGGACGCCAUGAGGAAGCUGCAUGAGAUUGAGGAGGAGAUCAACGAAUACAGGAUCAAGAUGGGCAAGAAGCCCACCCAGAGAGCAUCAAUAAUCAUAGCAGAUGAUGUGAACCCUGCAGAACUCAGCUCCCUGUCCGACAGCCUUACUCUGGACGAUGACGAGGAUCUGGGAGGCCAGAGGCAGCGGUCCCGCUCGGUGCAGUACUCUCCCCGGCCCCACCACUCAGACACCCUGAGUCUCCACUACCAGUCUGACCGACGGGCAUCCGCUCACAACCAGCUCCAGGAACUCAGCACCAACAGCAGAUUAAAUGAUGGCGAAGUCCAGGAACCAUUUCACUACAAUCACAGAGAUGCCUUAUCGAGCCACAUCAGCCCUUACAAGCCUGCCUCCAGACAGCCGCGUGAUGCACGCAGCAUGCCUCCCACUCCCCUCCUCACCCGCAACGCCUACAGCAGUACCCAGCUCAGGUCGGAGGACGGUCCUCAGCAUUUCCGCCAGCGUAGUGGCAGUCUGGAGUCCCAGUCUCAGUUCAUGGUUGAGACCACGCCUCCGGCGCCCACGUCCGUCUUGGCACGCCGCAGCAACAGCACUGAGGUCUUGGACGAUGGCUCAUCCUACACCAGCCAGUCCAGCGUGGAGUACACGGCACCCGGGAACCAUACCCACCGCCCCAGGGACCGACGGCGUGGCAGGAAGGGCAACAUCUACGCCAACACGGGCAGCAUGCCCAACCUGGCACAGACUGAUACCCGCUACAACACAUACCAGCCCCCCCGGGCACCGCGACCCACCACCACGGCCUACUAUGUGACGGGUUACCCCAGCUACACAGAGCCAGAGCCCUACUGUAACAGAGUGUACGACAACGAGGUAGAGGGUCACUACAACGUCCACCCCUCCUACAACGCCGCGCCGGCCUACCAGGGACAUGAUGCGUACAGCAGUCGCUAUGGUGAUGACGAAAUGGACAGUAUGGCCCAGAACCCCUACGCCACGCUGAGGCCGCCCAGGAACCGCCAAGCUCCGCCCAGGACGGAACACGUGACCAAGAACAUCCAGAAGGCACUGGUGGAGGAGCACCUGAGAGGCUGGUACCACCGCAGCGCAAGCCACAAGCAGCCACAGGCCUAUGACUACAACCAGAGGGGUUCCCAGCAGAGCCUGGGCUACCAGACCAUGCCAGCUCCCUACUGCAGAACCGCUUCCUACUCCUCAGUCUCAUCUCAGCAGUCCUCUACAGCAGGAGGCCGGCGAGGUCACCUGGGUGGAGGUAUGGUAGAGUACGACAUGCCCCUGCCGGUGCAGCAGCCUUACCCCUCCUAUGGCACAACACAUUACGGCACAGCUUACCACCCCACCUACAGCAGAUCCUAUGUAGAUGUGAACCAAACAGAUCCAUUUAUCAACAGCCAAACAGAUCAAUUUAUCAACAGCCAAACCAAUCCAGUCAUCAACAGCAAAACAGAUCCAUUCAUCAACAGCCAAACAGAAACAUAUGUUGAUAGCCAAACAAAUGUACACAUCAACAGCCAAACAAACUGCAGCUUGGAUCCAGACGACCAGCGACUUUACUGGCACGAGGGCUCCUCCAAACCUGGAACUAUAGUCUAGCGGUCAGACUGCACUUAGCUGUUUUUCUGGAUGGAAGAAGGGAUCCAAAGAAUCAAAGAACAACACUAUGGAAUUCACACAGGGAAGGACCUAAAGUCUAUGUACAGCUGAUUGGAUUUCUCCUACACGGAAUUGCCAAAGUGGGUCUACCUGCGUACACUCUCUGAAAGCAAAAUUACAACACGGUCACCUGAUCUGAAUGUUCUGGAUUGCUAGAUUUUGUGUGUUUGUUGGCACUUGUGUUGCACACUGAGUUGCACUUGGUGCUGUGGCUGGUUGGAUUAGUCUGAGGGGCUGGGAUGACUGUAGGAGGAUGGAGGACAAUGAACAUAACUUGUCCUGCAUGACCAAUAAUUGGGGAAGCUGUAUGCUCACCAUUACAAUGAUCUCUCAAACAAAGACAUGUUGAAAUUAAGGCUUGAAAUUGGAUUUUUAGUGUGAGGAUGGCUACCAAUGGUGACCUGCUGAAACAUUCUCCAGUCUCUACCAGUUUCCAGAGCCCAUUCUAUGGUAGCGUUGUUUGUAGCUAUCUACUGCACUUUGUGCUAUUCUUAGUUUGUCAGUCUUUUUGCACCAGCCAUUUACAAGUAUUUGGACCUCUCUCAUUCUCAGUAAUUGUAUCUUUACUGCCAAAUGCUUCACAGUCUAACAAUUAAAGUCUAGACUCAACCAUGUCGGCUUUUAUACUUUCAAAGACCAUGUUAAUACUUUAUCAAUGACUGUUAUGUUAAUCCUAAGUCUAUUACAGGGCUAUCAAGACAAAAUUCCAGAGUUUAAAAAAAGAAAUGCUUACUGCAUCCCAUGCUGGAAUGGACUGGUGCUCUCCAUUCCUCUCAAGAAGGAAUGUGUAUGUACAUGUUGAUAAUGUAAAUAGAUUGUACGGUUCUGUCUGUUUUUAGAUAUUUUUUUUGUAUUUUAAGAAGCAUGUAAUAUGUAUGUGUGUGUAUGUGUGUAUAGAUAUAUAUAGUAAACAAUCAAAUAUUAAGCUGGUUCUUAGUUAUUUGUAUAAUUGAAAUGCGUUUGAAUUAAAACAUAAACAUUUUAAACUAUA
Molecule: messenger RNA, 4140 nt
Organism: Coregonus clupeaformis (lake whitefish)
Lineage: Eukaryota; Metazoa; Chordata; Actinopteri; Salmoniformes; Salmonidae
Product: FERM domain-containing protein 4B
Exons: 22
Coding region: 3-3089 (1028 amino acids)
Biological process (GO): establishment of epithelial cell polarity
Cellular component (GO): bicellular tight junction; adherens junction; cytoskeleton
Molecular function (GO): cytoskeletal protein binding
Source: RefSeq, a predicted model, not a curated record